Messenger RNA from Brugia malayi, 966 nucleotides. It is a transcript of the gene Bma-rnf-121, whose product is annotated as putative RING finger protein C16C10.5 in chromosome III, putative. The transcript is spliced from 6 exons. Bases 1 to 966 code for a protein of 321 amino acids. The record is from RefSeq and is a predicted model, not a curated record. NCBI's taxonomy places the organism in Eukaryota, Metazoa, Nematoda, Chromadorea, Rhabditida, Onchocercidae. Gene Ontology annotation, cellular component: endoplasmic reticulum membrane; Golgi membrane. Gene Ontology annotation, molecular function: ubiquitin protein ligase activity; metal ion binding.
AUGCAGCAACACAAUACGCAACAAUUUCAAGGUGCUAUUCGAUUGCAGAAUGAAAUUUCAGAAAUGGAUGAAGAAGAACAGUGGAGAAUCGAGCAUGCGAAAUUGCACGAAAAACAUCGAGGACAUGAACAAAUGCAUAUGGAAAUCUUUUUGAUACUGAUAGUAACAUUGGUUGUAGCCCAAAUUGCAUUGGUACAAUGGAAAAAAAGGCACUUCAAAUCGUAUCAGCUAUGCACACUACUGGGCAUGUGGUUAAUUCCUGUAUUCAUAUGUGUUCAGCGAUACUGGUGGAGAUUUUUGGUAACAUGGAUUGUAUAUUCCGUACUGUCAACUGUGAUUUGGUACAGGGCUACUCGUCCACAAAUAUCAGGCAAAACACCAAGGCUGGUUUAUAAAUGGUUCCUAUUUUUGCAUAAAUUGAGUUAUGUUCUUGGAAUAGCAGGAUAUAUUUUUAUCAUGUUCACAUUAUUGGGCUUGAAUCAUAUAUUCGCUAUAAAAGCACAAAUUCUAAUGGACUCUGGUUUGCUGCUUUUGUUUUAUGGCUUAUAUUAUGGAGUACUCGGUCGUGAUUUUGCGCAUAUAUGUACGGAUCGUAUUGCAUCCAAAAUUGGGUAUUAUACAGAAGAAGGUUUACCGAAGAAAAUCCUUGAAGCAGAUGUUUGCGCUGUAUGCGGGAAUCAUCUUGAAAUAGACGAUACGGAAACUGACUAUGAAUCGACAUAUCGCUUGUCAUGUGGACAUUUGUUUCAUGAAUUUUGCAUCCGCGGUUGGUGUGUUAUUGGUAAACAACAGACAUGCCCCUAUUGCAAGGAAAAAGUCGAUCUUAAAAGGAUGUUUAAGCAUCCAUGGCAGAAGCCUCAUCUGUUCUAUGGGCAACUGUUAGAUUGGAUUCGAUAUUUGGUUGCAUGGCAACCAUUAAUUGUCACUUUUGUAAAGGGAAUUAAUACUUAUUUUGGUCUAGAAUGA